This is a messenger RNA of Fusarium fujikuroi IMI 58289, 1374 nucleotides long. RefSeq lists its product as uncharacterized. Bases 1 to 1374 code for a protein of 457 amino acids. The transcript has 2 exons. The record is from RefSeq and is a predicted model, not a curated record. Lineage: Eukaryota; Fungi; Ascomycota; Sordariomycetes; Hypocreales; Nectriaceae.
AUGUCAAAUACUCGCGUUACAAUCGACCCCAAUGGUGACACUCUAGUCAUCCUUGCAACCAAGCAGGACCCUCCUCCCACCAAAGAACCCACCGAACCUGCUGGCACCACUGAAUCAGAAUCACCGACAUUCAUCGAGAAACAUUUUCUCUGUUCUCAGAAGCACCUGACACUUGCAUCGCGUCGUGCUUCUAAGUUGUUUUCAAGCGGCUUCAAAGAAGCUUCAAAGCAUGACGAUGGUCUUUAUCAUUGGAACUUUGGAGAUGUUUUCGAUGUGCAAGCCUUUGCGGUGGUCUUAAAAAUCAUACAUGGAAAAACCCGCGGAGUUCCUCAAACUGCUGAGUUAGAUCUUCUAUCAGAAAUCGCUUCUAUUGUUGAUGAUCUGGAGUGCUAUGAUGCACUUUCGUUCUGUACUGAAAGUUGGCUUCGGCCAUACAUUUCGCCGUUUUAUCCCUUGCCAGAAAAAAUGGAUAAGUCACUGGCACAACUUAUUCUUGUUUCUUUUGUGUUUGCGAAUAAAUCUAUCUUUCGAAAUUGUACACAAAGAGCUGCUCGGUAUACCUGCGAGGGCAUGCCUACAUUUGAUCUGCCAAUCCGCGCAGAUAUUCCAAGACGCAUUGAAGAAAGCAGGACAGAGGUCCUGCAGUACCUAGUUGAUGGAUUAUAUAAGGUUCACGAUGACCUUCUUCAGCGGAAGCUGGGAUGUAGUGAAGGUUGUAGAGCUUUGCUCCUAGGAUCUUUGCUUCAAGUCAUGACAGCAGCCGGCCUGUACCCACGACCCGAAUCUCCCUUUUACUCGCUUAGACUCGACUCGAUUAUCAGUUCUCUGCGCGACAUGCAGCCAUCGAUUUAUGACAGUUCGGUAACAGGGGGGCUCGCAGGAAAACAUUCGGGUACAUGGCUACUGCAUGAGCAUCCAACAUCUCCACCUGCUUCCCAGUCGAAUACUGCUACUACUCAAUCAACUUCAAUACCUUUUGGGUCGAGUUUAUCAGGUUUCACUACCUCCACUACGGCUCAAAAUACCUCCGAUCCACGUCCAGCUCCUGGUGGACUCUUUGGUGCUGCUAGAGUUGACCCCGUGCCUACGGGGUUCGGCAAUUCAAAUACCUCCCGGACAACCGGUGGAACUUUUGGUACAGGCACAAUACUUCGGCCUAGGCUUACCCCGGUAGCUCCUUCCGGAGGACUUUUUGGGGCAAGAAACGUGUCUCAAGUAAGCGCUCCGUGUGGUUCAAACCAUACUAAGAACGAAGACGCGCCCAAGAAGCUUGUUCAACAUAGCUGUUCUCUGAAGAGUUUUAUCGACCCUCUAUUGCUUGAUGCAGAGACUAAGAUCCAAGGGUUAGAAUUAGAUGACUUUCCUCAACCAUAG